AUUGCAGACCAAACACAUCUAAGCUGUCAUGACAGCCUAUGAAGUGACAAGGGAACCAAAUCAGAUCCUAAAGAUGUCAGAUGAAGUCAACACACCACAGAGGUCAAUAAUGGACUUCUUCAAAACUCCUCAGAAAGAGCAGGUGACAUCAAAACCCAAAGAUCUUCUCGGCUUCUUUUGUAGAAAAGACAUCAGUAGUACAAAGAGAACUCCAGAUUUAAUCUGCAAUGGAAAGAACAUUCCUGAAACAAAAGAAAAUGUAUUGAACAAAGGAAAAGAGAAAAAAGAUGAAAAAGCAAAUCUUCCAAAGAAAAGAAAGAGAUCAACUUCAAAAGAUCAGGAUGCUUCUGAUGACAAUGCUAAUGACAAAACUUCAGGGAGGAAGAACAAGUUGAAAAGGAAGAAACAAGAGACAGUUAAAACAAAAGACAACAAGCAAACAACACCUAAAGGGGAAACAGUUAGUAGUGAAGUUAAAUCUGUAUGUAAUGACACAGAGGAGUCAAAGACCAAAAGUGGAACAAUUUUGUCCAGUGAUAAUAGGGUUUGUGCCGAAAUCAAUAAAGUGGAGGAAGUUAUUGAUAAAGAUAUAUGUGGGUCUGAUCAGAACAAUGAAACAGACUCCGUACAGAGAGAACAAAUGGUCAUGAUUGAUAACAGUGAAGCUGAGGUACCCAAAUAUGUUGGAAGUACAACCUAUAGAAGUCCUGAUGUGGCACUAAAUGGAAUGAAAAAGGGUGAGUGUAGUCCAGGGAAGGAAAAGGAAGCCGGGGCUACAUCAAAUUUGGAAUGGAACAAACGUAUAGACGUAGAGAAGUGUAGAACCCCCAGAGACAAAGAUAAAGAAAAGAGUGUUAAAAAGAAAAAUAAAUUAAAAAAGAAAAAGAAAGAAGCAGAUUCGCAAGAGAGUGUGAAGAAAACUCUUAACUUGUCAGACAUUUGUACCAACAUGGCUGAUGUCUCAAUCCUCAGUGAUGGAGGGCUGAACACAAGUCAAGUGAAGAGCAGUCAAGAUGACAUAAAAAAUGACAGUACACAGGAGAGAGGUGAGAAUGGCACCAGCAUACCAACUGUAAACAUUACAGAAGUGAGCUAUGAUGUAUUCCUUGGCAAGGAAGACACUGAAGAGAACACUGAAGAGAGUUAUGAAGAUUUCUUAUCCAAACAACAGAAGGAAAAUGGUGAAGACAUUGGUGCAAACAAACAAGACAGUGAUAAACCCACACAUGCUGCUGAACCAGUUAAAAAGAAAAGAGGACGACCUAAGAAAACAGACAGUUUACAUUCUACAAGUCAUGGUACUGGAAAGAAAAUAUUUGUUGGUGAUGAUAGCAAAGACAGUAAAUCUAAGGAUGACAUUCCCACAGAGGGUGUGCAGGAGGUGAGUUAUCUGGACUAUUUAAAUACAAUUGGGGAAGACAAUUCAGAAAACAAAGGAAUUGCAAAGAGAAGUAUUUAUGAUAUUCUUGGAAGAGGUGUUAAGACUAUUAUUUCCCAAGUAGAAGAUGCUGGAUCGACACUAAAACCAAGUGAUGAUGAUGGAACAAACAUUCCAAUGCCAAAACAGUAUCCGUCUAUCACAAAUUUUUUUUCUCAAGUCAGUAAAAAUGAAAAAUUUUACAAGUCAAAACCUAAACAUGCUAAAGCUGAUCAUUUAACUAUUAAGGCCAUGAUUCAUGUACCAGAAAGUCAGAACAAAAGAGAAAGUGUGGAAAAAAGUGACAAAAAACUUGUGGUCAAAAAGAAACAGCUUGCAAAACACAGAAGUGAAGAUUCAAUACAAGUACUGAGUUCAGAGAUAAUUGUUAUAGAAGAUAAAGAAAUGGAUGUUGAUUAUGAUAGGAAUAAGAAAAAUAUGAAACAAGAGAAGGAAGAGAAAAAAGAAUUGGAAGAUAAAGAAGACAUCAUAGAAAUAUCAGAAGAAACCGAAGCAAGGGAAAAGAAAAACUCAUUUUUGCAUAGUGUUGAUGCACCAGAAAAGUCUGUCAAACAGAAAACUUCGCAAGCUACACUUAGUUUUGCAAAGGGAAAUCUGAAAAUGAAUAAAGCAGUAAAGGAAGCUUUGGAAAAAAAUCCAGAAAAGACAAUAUGUGAAAGUACACCAGAGCCAGAAAAAAGAAAAAGGGGUCGACCCAAGAAAACUUGUGAGAAAGAAAAUGUCAAGACAAAGCAGCAUAACUUGAGUGAGACAAGUCACAACUCAAGCCAAUCAAGUCAGAACUCAAGUCAAGUGUUUGAAGAUAAAUCUGAAGAAGAAAAUGUGAAGGAGGAAAGAGCCAGUCAAAGUCUAGCUGAGAGAAGAAAAUCAAUCCGACUAAAAUACAAGGUCAAACUUUUACAAAAUUCUGACGCUGGCUCUCCUAUCAGGAUGAAAUUUAUGAGGUGUGCAAAGAGUAGUAGUGGAAGUAGCCAGGAUGAAACAUUCACUCCAAAGUCUAAGGAAAAGGGCAAAAAUAAGAAAAUGCAGAGUAAAGCUCAGAAAUUGUUAGCAAAGGCCAAGAAAGUGAAGGGUAACCAGAAAAAUCUCCAAGCUGAUUGCAAAGGCAAAACCAGGAAAGUCAAAAAGACGGAAACCCCUGACAAAAUAAUCAGUGAGGCCAAGUCUGAUUCUGAGGAUAAAGAAUCGGGAGGACGAAGGAGAAGCUCAAGAUUGUCAGACAGACAGAAGAGUCUAAAGGAGAUUGAGAUUGUAGAACUGGAUGAUGAAGAUGAAGACACAAAUGAUUCUUGUUACACACCUAAGAAGAAAUCAGGGGCUCAGAAGCAGACACCAGCUAAAAAAUCCAAAGUGAAGAAUAUAGCAUCAAUAUUCUUAAAGAAAAAGCCUAAGGCUGCAGCAGAUAGCCCUGUGAAGAGAAUUAUAGAUCCUGAGGCAGAGAAGUUAAAGAGAGCCUUCUUAAUGAGUGGGAUUCCAGCAGAGUUAAAACAAAGUAUUACAGCAGCAGCAGUAGCGACCGUGGCUAAUUAUCCUCCUUUUCCUCGAGACAAUCACAUCCAGCAGAAAUCCGAGUCUAGGAUGUGGAGCAUGGUGGAGGUGAUUCUUAGGACUGUGACUCAAGCUGAUUUUUGUACAAAGAUAUCACAGCCAUGGUGUCUGGGUAUCACAGACAGACAGCAAGGGACACAAACUCUGAAAUUUGAGAAACCUGUGAUGUGUGAGAAAUUUAAAGAUGAUACCCUCAGCUGUUUACUGAAGGAGGUCAGCCAGGUCUGUACGUCAUUUCCCACACAGAAAAUGUACAGCAUUCUAAAGGAAAAGCAGGAGGACGAAAUCAUUGAGGAAAUAGAAGAGAAGUCCAAAGAGAAGGAAAAGAAGGGGAAGCCAGAAAAAGAAAAACCCAGGAGAAGUUUGAGGAGAAGGAAAGAGGUGAUAGAAAUUAUUGAUGUUGGAGGCAGCCCUGAAUCUAAGGCAGACCAAGACAAGAUGGAGGACAAACAGGAGAACGUUGCCCCCACCCUGUCUUGGCCUGAGAAGUACCAGCCUUUUCACUCGUCUGAGAUUAUUGGUAACACAGCUAUCAUCAAGAAGCUGAAAUCUUGGCUUCUAGAGUGGAAACAGUGUCUGGACAAAGAGGCUAAGAAAGCCAAACUGUUAAUGAUGAAAGAGAAAAAGAAGAACAAAACACUGAAUGAGGAAGAGGAGGAAGAGGAGUGGUGGACAGAUGAUGCCAGUGACUUUGAUAUGGACAGUGACUCUGAUGAGGAGGAGAGACUCUGUAAUACUGCAAUGCUGACCGGUCCCCUAGGAGUGGGCAAAACGGCCACUGUCUACGCAUUAGCACAGGAACUUGGUUUUAAGGUUUUUGAGGUGAAUGCAUCAUCCAGCAGAAAUGGCAAGAGAAUUCUGGCUCAGCUACAGGAAGCCACACAAUCACAGCAGGUCUCCAAGCACCAGUUCAGUGGAACCGGCACACCCAAAAAACUGAAAAAUCCGCCAAAUGUGGUUUCAUCUACUAAACAAAAACCCACAGUGUUCACCAAUUUGUUCAAGAAAGCAGCAACACCAAACUCUGUCACUCCCACUGAGGAAAAAAGCAAACCAGGCAGGAAGAAACGGAAAAGAGACGAAGACACUGACAAGGACUACAAGGCAGAGAAAGAACAGAAGAGAAGGAAGAAAGGGGAAGACACCACGAAGAUAGUUCCACAGGAAAAGAAAAAAAGUCUUAAUCUUUCCUGUACAUCACUUAUCCUGUUUGAUGAGGUUGACUUGGUGUUUGAAGCUUUUGACAAGGGCUUUUGGGCAGCAGUGAAGAAUUUCAUGGACACCACAAAAAUUCCCAUCAUUCUGACCAGCAAUGAUGUCUCCUUACCACAGAAGUUUGAAGGCAGAUUUGAACAUUACAAGUUCAAAGUACCCCCAGUAGUUCCUACCUCUUGCUACUUGAGACUGGUGGCUUUGGCGGAGAAUGUUAGGAUGGACUGGGACGAAAUUGUCAAUCUUGUUUCCAUUUUCAAUUCUGACAUUCGUCGGGUGUUACUGACCUUGCAGUUUUGGCUUAAUUCUGGAGGAGGUCGUAAGGUCAAGAGGUCAAUCAAAGAAAAAGAACCUGAAACACCUCAGCAGGGUCUUCCACGUGUGCCAGUUAUUGAUGAAAAUUCCUGUUCCCAGGAUGCAUUUGUAGGGUUCAGAAGUGGAACAGGAACUGAUUUGAACCUACUGGGUAAUGAUGAGGAUGAUGACUUUGUGUCCAUUAAACCAGUAGCAUGUAAAAGGAAGCAGGUAAUCUGUGAUGAUGAGGGGUCUAAUCUCACUCCACCUGUACAUGAUAAAGUCCUGAUGGAUGCUCAGAAAUGUCCUGCCAUGAAUGUGUCCUGUCUAGAGAGUAUGCUGGGACUUCCUAUAAAAAAUGAAAUGGGCAUUCUUGGAUUUCUUACCAAAACUCUUAAGGAAGGUGACAGCAGGAGUGAAGAGCUGGCCAUCCAAGCCUGUCAACAGUACCUGAAGUUAAAAGUGGAUCUGCUGUACGGCCACCACCUAGACAUGUUACCUCUACACAAAGUCACGGUGGAUAACCUGGGACCUAUAAAACAAGCUUCCUCUCCCCUCAAAACCAAAAGAAGGAGAAUCAAAAUCAUCUCGGAUCUUUACGACAGUGAGGGGUCAGACAGCGAAUCUACAAAUGUCACAGAGAUUAGUCCCAUUGUUGAAAAGUCGCAUAAACAAAGCGAGACAAACUCAAAGGAGCUCAUAGGGUCUUUGAGUGAGAUGGCUCAUUUCUAUGACAGUUUAUCAUUUAUGGACAUGCUGCGGUAUCAGGAAGAGAGGAUCAUGGGUAAUCAGAACAGUGGGUGUGGAGUGACUGAGGAACCGCGGCUACAUGAACAUUCAGAGUUCUGGAUGGAGGACCAUACUAGUGCAGUAUGCUCCACUAUUGAGUGGAAAUGUUUUAGUAAGCUCCAUCGUAAACUGAACGAAAUAACCGUAAGUCUUCCAGACAAAGAAGAUGAGAGAUUUAAAAUUCCUGUUCUUAAUGGUAGAAGUUCUACUCUGACUCAUGGAUUAGCUAGUCCAGAUAACAGAUCUCAGAGCUCAGUUAAAAAAGCAUAUGAAAAUGUAUUGUCUAGUCUGCCUUUAUCAGUAACUGGCCAGAAAUCUGUUGUCAUGUCAGAUUAUCUCCCCUACCUAAGAUCCAUAACCAGGGAUGAACAGAUAAGACAGGCAGCUAAAAUCAAAAGAAGGUUCCACCAUUAUUUUGAUCAGAUAGGACUUCCUCUAAAGGACCAGACCCUGGAAGUUUUAAGAUUGUCUCUUCCUUUGAAUAGCUGAUUGAUGUACUGUGAUUUUAAAAUUUCUGUAUAUUUUAUUAUAUUCUUCUAUGUGUGCAAGUAAGUGUAUUUCCUAUUUGCAAAUUCUUAAUACAUUUCAGAUGCAAUACUGUAUGAAUUACGGGUGACAAAAACUUUGAAAUAGUGAAUGUCAAUCCUAAUGGACUUUAGUUAGAAUGUAAUAUUUUAUUUAAGUGUAAUUGUCAGGAUGGGGAACUUAAAAAUGAUUUAAGUAAUGAGUCUGGAGUGGUUUCUAAAUAUUGUGUAAUAUCCUUUUAUGUAGAAAUAACUUAAUAUGUAGAUAAAUUAUUAAAUUAUGUAUAAAAAAAAGAUUCAUACUGUACUACAAGUAUUAUAGA
Saccostrea echinata is the source of this 6128-nucleotide messenger RNA. RefSeq names its product ATPase family AAA domain-containing protein 5-like. The record is from RefSeq and is a predicted model, not a curated record. Gene Ontology annotation, cellular component: nucleus. NCBI's taxonomy places the organism in Eukaryota, Metazoa, Mollusca, Bivalvia, Ostreida, Ostreidae. The transcript is spliced from 19 exons. Bases 29 to 5770 code for a protein of 1913 amino acids. Gene Ontology annotation, molecular function: DNA clamp unloader activity; DNA binding; ATP hydrolysis activity.